GUGGCGUGCCGGCUGUCAAUAGAGCUGCGGUGGAGGCGGUGAACGAUGCUGAGCUGCUAACUGGCAGACUGAAACAUGACUGAUAGAGAUGAAUCCCAGGCUUCUGGCUCUGAUUACCCUGAUGCCCAAGAGCUAAUAUGCAGUCGACAGAAAGAACCAUGUAAGGGACAUGCAUGUGAAACAACUACACAAAUGGAGUGUUCAGGUUCAAGGCAGAAGAACGCUGCUCCUGAGGAGUCUUUAGAUGAGCUUAACAGUAUAUGUAAAUCAUCAGCUGCUUCAGCUGAGGUUUUCCUGGACAGCAGUGAUUCAGAAAUCUAUCUCUCUGCUGCUAGUGGCAGUGAAUACCGUCCUAAGUGCUCCAUUGCACCGUCAAAGCAAAAAAAGAGAUCUCGGCCUUCAAGGCAACAAGCAGAAUCUGUUGCAGGAGUGACUGACAAUGAAAGUUCAGAUUCUUCUCCGUCUCCUCAAAGUCCAGUGAAAUCAUUGGAAACUUCCAAAAAGCAGAAGUCAAAACUCAAUUUGAAAGCCAUUUUCGCCUAUCACUUCAGGGGAAAGAAGUUCAAGGCUGCUGCACACCGAAAAUAUAAGGGUGGCUCAGGGAAGAAGAAGAAAAAGUAUGAGAGCACACAGAUGCCUACGGGGAGGCCACCGCUGACAGCCUCACCACAAGAGCAAAAGAGAAGGCUUCUAGAUAGAGGUCUUCAAUUCCCUUUUGUUGAAAAACAUUACGGGAAGAAACACAUUCCGCUAAAGAUGGUUCUUGGCUAUGAGCAAGCAGCUGCAAAGGGAUAUUUCCAGUACAUUGAAGUGCUUAAAUAUGAAGAACAUCUCAAAAAGGCUUUAAAAGCCCUUGAAGCUAGUGAAGACUUAGAAAGAGAAUGUCUGGCAGUACGGAAACACAAAUAUUUAGAUGAUGAAGGCCCCAUUUCCCCUAUCCAGGAGAUGAAUGAUGAUAAUGACAGCUUGAAUUCUGAUAAUCAGGAAGACCUUGAUGCCAGAGUAGUGGAGAACAGCUCUUUCAUUAUAAGCAGCAAAAUUCCCAGUAAGAAAAAAUCAAAGCCAGACAUGAAACGUGUGAAAUCAACUGAAGUGAUCGAAGUAGAGGAGGAAGACGGCUACUGCUGAGAACUCUAGGCUUCUGCAAGGUUCACCUCAGUGAACGGAAAACUAACAAAUGAGGUGGCAGUGGUCACUCUUCAGAUACCUUUUUUUUAUGGCCUGCUUGGUUUAAAACACUGGUCUGAAGUCAACAUUGAGCUAUCAACCAAGCAAGCUAGUCAGAUUUGGUUUAAGUUUAUGUUGCUUUUGGAAGGUGAAAUACUGCUCAAUUUUCUUGAUGUGCAAGACUUUGCAGAUGAACGCACCAGCUCUGCAGCAGUGAGCAGUUGGGACUUUUUUGGAGUGCUUGAAUUCUUACGGCUCUUUGGUGGCCUGCUGAUGUACAAAUGUAUUACUUCAGUGGACUUUUGUGAAACGUGUUAGCGAAAGAGGGGCAUUUUUGUGAUGUCUAGAACACAGUGGAAGGCCUCUACUUAAGGGAAGUCCACAUGAUAGUCCAGUCUGAACUAGCAUCUUGGUGGUAUGUAAUUAGAGAAAAAGAAGAAAUGCAGGAUGCCAUUUCACAGAAAUCUGAAGCCCCUUCUAGGGUACUGACUUAUGCUUUUGAUACAAAUGGAAAAAAUUAUUCAAGUGGAAAAGCUUGGUAAGAGUCUUGGUGCUUUAGGAUACAGAACAAUGAAUUUUGCUGUGUGAAAAGGAUUGGCUGUGGAAGAUAGCCUGUUUGACAGUGUCUGCUACCAAGUCACUGCAUGUCAGAGGGGUGAGAAACAGCUCUGGAGUGCCACUAAAGAGAGUCUGAAGGUCCUGGUGAUGUUGCUGCAAGUCUGCUGCAAAGAACUGCACAGCUCUUCCAAAUAGAGGAAGAACCUUAUCUAGAGUGUUUAUUGCAGUAAUUAGAAUUAAACAUUAAUUCUAACUUCCCUUACUGCUCUGUAAAUUGAAAUGGUGCAUGUUAUUUAGAAACCAGUUCAGAAGCACAGGGAGCCUUUGCCCUUACCCUCUCAGUUGUGACUUGUCUGUUUUGCCCUCCUGGGAGAUGCAGGGGCAAACCUUAGGAUGGAUACUUAGCUCUUCUGUGACACCAAGCAGGCAGCUAACUAAGCUGAGUGUAGCAAGUUGUAACUUGACUGGAAAAGGCUUUAUCAGCUGUUUUCCCUCCAUUUUCUGCCACUGAACUCCACUGUACUAGAGCUCUGGAGAGGUGUUUAUUCUGUACAGAACAUCACAGCAUUUAAAUAAAACAUGGCUGAAAGCU
Molecule: messenger RNA, 2317 nt
Organism: Pygoscelis adeliae (Adelie penguin)
Lineage: Eukaryota; Metazoa; Chordata; Aves; Sphenisciformes; Spheniscidae
Gene: TAF1D
Product: TATA box binding protein (TBP)-associated factor, RNA polymerase I, D, 41kDa
Exons: 16
Coding region: 76-1128 (350 amino acids)
Biological process (GO): regulation of DNA-templated transcription
Cellular component (GO): RNA polymerase transcription factor SL1 complex; nucleus; nucleoplasm
Source: RefSeq, a predicted model, not a curated record